Messenger RNA from Aspergillus pseudoviridinutans, 444 nucleotides. RefSeq names its product type II 3-dehydroquinate dehydratase. Bases 1 to 444 code for a protein of 147 amino acids. The record is from RefSeq and is a predicted model, not a curated record. Lineage: Eukaryota; Fungi; Ascomycota; Eurotiomycetes; Eurotiales; Aspergillaceae. Gene Ontology annotation, molecular function: 3-dehydroquinate dehydratase activity. Gene Ontology annotation, biological process: quinate catabolic process. The transcript has a single exon.
AUGCCAUCUAUUCUCCUCAUCAAUGGGCCCAACCUGAACCUCCUGGGUACCCGCGAACCCCAUCUAUACGGCGCCACUACCCUCCGACAUGUUGAGGAGAAUUCCAAAGCUGUUGCUGCAAGCUACGGAAUAGACCUCGAAACAUUCCAAUCGAACCAUGAAGGCCAUAUUAUCGAUCGAAUCCACUCCGGCCGGGAUCGCAUCGAUGUCAUCAUCAUCAAUCCUGGAGCAUUAACACACACAAGUGUUGGUGUGCGCGACGCUUUAGUUGGCGUUUGCAUUCCGUUUAUCGAAGUCCAUAUCACCAAUGUACACGCGAGGGAGCCGUUUAGGCAUCAUAGUUAUCUGUCGGAUAAAGCGUCAGCAAUUUUAGUUGGCCUGGGAACCUACGGAUACGAAGCUGCCAUUCAACAUGCGGCGAGAAAUCUGAUUCAAGGGAACUGA